Dama dama (fallow deer) is the source of this 888-nucleotide messenger RNA. RefSeq names its product mucin 8 (gene MUC8). Bases 1 to 888 code for a protein of 295 amino acids. The record is from RefSeq and is a predicted model, not a curated record. The transcript has 4 exons. Lineage: Eukaryota; Metazoa; Chordata; Mammalia; Artiodactyla; Cervidae.
AUGGCUGCACCCCCAAAGCUCAUCACCUUCUUCCUCCUACAGGGAAGCAGCUAUUGCAUCCAGAGCACUGAACAGCUCCCCUCGGGGUACCGGGGGACGGCCGCUGUCACCCCGGGACUAAGCCCCUCCCUUCCGGGAGCCCGCGCGGAGGGGCGUGGCCCGGGGGGCUGGCAGGGCGCGCGGCGCCUGCACUUCCCACCGCUGGGGCGCGACCCAGGGAACCCGAGGAAGGCGCCCGGGGGCCGCUGCUGCCCUCAGCCUCCGCCCAGGCGUUCUCCCGGGGCACAGCUGCAGCUCCCCGCCCGACUGCCGCUGGGCAGCCUGGACUCUCGACAGCGCCGCGGCCACUCCCUGCCUGCUUUCCCAGAACGAGGACCGGGUCCCCCUCCCGGGAUGAUUCACAGCUCCUCACCUGGAGCCUCACUCGAGUGCCCUCCCUCCUCUGGCCGGCGCGGCGAUCGGGAGCGGGCGCCCUCUGCCGGGCCACCGGCCGGAGCUUCCCCGGGCUGGAGCGGGUCGGGAACAUGGAGCCCGGCCGAGCGCAGGGACUCCCGCGCCUCCCACCGCGGCCACCCACGAGAGUACGCGUCAGCGCGCCGGGACUGUCGUGGGCCGUUAUGCACGAGCUGGGCCCGACCCCGGCCCAAGAGGACCAGGGCUGUCCCUGUGCCCCGGGCCCACUGCGCGCCCCACUCGCGGGCCGGCCGGUCCAGCUCUGCUCCCCGGAGGCGUCCUCAGGAACCCACCAUUAACCGCGUGUGCAAGACCAAUCCAGGGUACAACUUUGGAGAGGGGCCAGGAGGAGCCCAGAGGACACCCACGCUCGAGGGUCCGCCUCCCCAGCCCAGCGGGUUCACCAGCUCGCCCCGACUUCCCGCACUCACCUAG